CUUAUGGCUAAAUGGUACUUUAUAUUUUUAUCAAUUUUUGAGGUCAUCCGUCCAACGGAAGGCUUCAGAUUAAGACACGAUCCAUUUGCCUAUGUACACGGCAAUAAGACAACCCAGCAAACUGAAGGUGCAGCUGGUGGUCCACUAAACCAUGGAAGUUUGCCAAAUACCCUCCAGGCGUUAUCGUCUGAUAGGUUACCUGCAGCAUCGAACAAUGUCUAUUGUGAAUCCGUAACUGAGCGCAUACGGUUCCCUACAAGGGAGGUGCGCAUAGGAAACGUUACUAUAGGUGGCAAUAGACCUAUAGCUCUCCAAACUAUGACAUCAUCCGAUACCUAUGAUAUAGAUGCCACCGUUAAGCAGAUAAUAACAUGCCAUCAGUAUGGUGCAUCUCUAGUUCGCCUUGCCGUACAGUCACCACGGGAGGCUAAAGCCUCUGCGGUAAUAAAGGAGAAGCUUCUGUCUCAGGGUUGCAAUGUACCACUUGUAGCCGAUAUACAUUACUCCCCAAAGGUUGCUUUGAUGGCAGCUGAAAUUUUCGAUAAGGUUCGGGUUAAUCCUGGCAACUAUGUCGAUGGUCGUAAGGAUUGGGAUGAAAAGAUAUACAAGACGGAAGAGGAAUUCCGGGAGGGGACUAAAUUGAUAGAGGAGCGGUUGACGCCACUUAUUGAAAAGUGCAAGAAGUUGAAGCGUGCAAUCCGUAUUGGUACUAACCACGGUUCCUUAUCAUCUCGUAUAAUGAGUUACUAUGGCGAUUCUCCUAUGGGAAUGGUUAUGUCCGCCAUGGAAUUUGCUGAAAUUUGUGUGAAGAACGACUUCCACGAUAUUGUAUUUUCUAUGAAGUCUUCUAAUUCCUUUGUUAUGGUACAUGCUUACAGACUUUUAGUAAAUGAGCUAUACAAGCGUGGUUGGAACUAUCCCAUUCAUCUGGGUGUUACGGAAGCCGGUUCAGUUGACGAUGGUCGAAUAAAGAGUGCCAUGGGUAUUGGUUCAUUGCUUUUGGAUGGUAUUGGUGAUACCAUCCGUUUAUCAUUGACUGAGGAUCCGUGGUUGGAGCUCCUUCCUGGCCGCAAGCUACUGCAAUAUGUAGAUGGUAUAACUAAAAAGGAUGGAUCAAGCACAAAACCUCGAAUUAGGUCGGAUUUCCGUGAUUUCAACAACAUAUCACGCCGCACUAUAGAUUACGGCACAUCACUAUUGGAUUUUGAUGAUGGUAGGAAAACCAUAUUGAAUCGUGACGGUUCAGUUGGUUGCUUGAUCACGGAUGAAGAUUUAUCUGACCCGCUCACAUUAUACAAAGCGUUGAAUGUUGUAAUGAAGGACGGUUUACCUCAGCGGUGCCUGAAAUCAGUAGACUUUAUUUAUAUGGAAAACACACCAUUAUUUCACGACUUUAAUGGCCAGAGGGUACUAAAAGAGCUGAUAGAGGGUGGUUUUCAGGUACUAGCUCCAGUUGACCAGUUGCAAGAGCAACCCAUUAAAUUUGCUAUUGGUGUGGUCGACCUAAUGAAAUUAGAGGAUUUCCAGCGGUCUCAAUCCUCUCCCAACCAUCCCUAUGCCGAAACACGUAUUGACUUCACGGACAAGAUAGCCAAUUUGGCGAUAAGGAUAACGGGGAAUGAGCCAGACAGUUACCUAGAGAAGCUAUGUAGCAUUGAGCGGGGCAUAUCAAGUAAAGCCCUUGGUUCUGGAGUGCCCCGGAUGAUCAUAUUAGACAUUGAUUCAAAAUUGAACCACGUUGAGACUGUGCGUCGUAUAUUUGGAAUUUUGGUUAAGAACGGUUCCAAGCUUCCAGUGGUGCACAUGGUGGAUGCCACUGAGUGUUUCGAUCACGAGGAGGUUGUCAUCAACGUAUCGACUGCUUUAUCGACCCAUCUGAUUGAUAAAUUGGGGGAGGGUGUGAUGAUAAAAUCACGCCUACCUCUUGCGGAGAGUAACGACAUUGCUUUGAGUAUUUUACAGGCUGCUCGUAUGAGAAGCUUCAAGACAGAAUUCAUUUCAUGUCCUUCUUGUGGUAGGACACUGUUUGAUAUCCAGAAAACGACGGAAUCCAUUAAAAAACGGGUGGGGCAUCUACCAGGGGUCAGUAUUGCCAUCAUGGGUUGCAUUGUCAAUGGUAUCGGUGAAAUGGCUGAUGCUGAUUUCGGUUAUGUUGGCGGCGCGCCUCAUAAGGUUGACUUAUAUGUGAAAAAGGAGCUGGUUGAGCGAAACGUGCCAGAUGUUGAAGCAUGUGACCGUUUGAUUGAAUUGAUUAAGAAGCACGGCAAAUGGGUUGAACCUGAAUAACC
This is a messenger RNA of Babesia bovis T2Bo, 2288 nucleotides long. RefSeq names its product GcpE family protein. The transcript has 10 exons. The coding region runs from base 4 to 2286 and encodes 760 amino acids. Gene Ontology annotation, molecular function: 4-hydroxy-3-methylbut-2-en-1-yl diphosphate synthase activity (ferredoxin); iron ion binding. The record is from RefSeq and is a predicted model, not a curated record. NCBI's taxonomy places the organism in Eukaryota, Apicomplexa, Aconoidasida, Piroplasmida, Babesiidae. Gene Ontology annotation, biological process: isopentenyl diphosphate biosynthetic process, methylerythritol phosphate pathway; terpenoid biosynthetic process.